AUGAGACAUUUGAGAAUUUAAAUUUUGCUAUUGAUUUCACUACAAAUUGCUUAAUAUUUUGCUAAUCCUUGUAUUGAUUUUUAUCUCUACAAGCAAAACAUUGAAAGAUAAAAUGGCUUCAAAGAGUCUUAGUCAGAUUAUAUCAGAAACAGCAGAGCUAAAACUAGAGAUGAAAUCCCUUAAAAAGAUGGAACUUUAAUUAUUCCUUUCCUUUCGAAAUCAUAAAUUUUAAAACUCAGGUCAGUUGAUCUUAGCAAUCAAGAUGUUGAUGAAGAAUUUUAUGAUAGAGGGAAUUAAGGUGUGACUGAUUAUGAUUAUGUUGUGCCAGUAUGUUUUAAUAACCAGACUUUUGUUUUAAAACUUGAUUUUUCAACAACUUUGAUUUAUGUAGCGGGAGUUGAUCUUGAGCAGGAGAGUAUAAGAAAAUAUAUGGCAACUUACUCUUUAACUCAUGACAAAGGUCGCAAAUAUCUUAAUCUUCAAGAUGCGCUUUUAGCAUUUAGUAUGUUUGAAUAUCAUUAAUUAUCAUCUUAUAGCGAUCAAAAAUUAAACUACUCAUUCUAAGGAGACUACAUUUUAGAAAAUGUAGAGGUAGUCUACACAUAAGCUAGUCAAAAUUUAAACUCUUAGAAAUCAUAAAAAAAUGAUGAUAAGCAUAUUGUUGGUCUUGUUAAAAUUCAAAAUCACCCCUAUAUCAAUAAAAAUAUCAAUGGACUCUUUGGACUAGGCUCUUAACAUUUAGAUAAUUCCUAUCAAGAAUCAUUCCUCAACAAAAUAAAACUAGGGCUGAACGGUAGAGUAUUUUCAAUAUGCUUGAAUGGUCCUCAAGAAAGUGGAGGAUAUUUAAUCAUUGGAGGCUAUGACAUGUAAAUAAUGGAUAUAGAACAUAAAAUUACAUGGAUAAGAUUUUCAAAAGUCAAUUAAUACAUGAGCUUUGCAAACUCUAUUAGAUUUGGAGACAAAGUUAUUCAAUCAAAGUAAAUAUCUUACUAUUAACUAUUUAGAGCGAACAUAAUAUUUGAGACUAAAACACCAUACAUUUUGGUUUCCGAGAACUUUUUGAAUAAUUUUCAGAGAGAGUUUAUAGAUAAAGUAUGUGAAAGGACCAAAUUUAAACAGAUUAAGGAAUUCUGCAAUAUAGACAGUCACAUUUUGAGAGGACAUCGACUGAACCUUUCAUCAUCAGAUUUUGAUUUAAUUGAAAAUCUACCUCAGUUAUCAUUAGACUUUAAUCGAGAUGGAGUUCAUUUUUACGUGAAUAAUUAUAUCACUCGAUGCAUUAAUAUUGAUCCUAGGAGUAAAUCUAACGAGUUUUGCUCUCUUAUUAGAAUCUAAAACUUAUAUGAUCCUAAUGAAAUAGAGAUGAUAACUAUUGGGUCUUAGGUGAUAAGAAAUUAUUACACUAUCAUAGAUAACUAAUUAUCGAGAAUAGGUUUCUCUAACAAGCGCAAUCAGUUUUGUUCUCCAGAAAAGUCAGAUUUUAUCAUUCCAAUUAAUGAUAACAACUAGCUCAGACUGGGAAUAAACUGUUGCUUUUUGAUAAUGAUUUUGGUCAUUGCAGGAAAAUCUACAAGUGGAUGUGUUCAAUUUUUCGAUUUUGGAUCAUAAUCUGGAAGUGCAUCUAGUAAUUAGCAAUAAAAUGAUUAGAUAUCAAAUAACAACGGUGAUGAGUAAACUAUACCUCAUGAUAAUUUUUAAGACGAAAGUUCUUAGCUAGAUGAAGAUUCAAUAUCCGGAAAUUCAGCUAGUCACAGAUAAAGCUAAGUUCAUCAGAGAUAACCAGCGCAAUAAGUUAACUAAAGAAAUGGUUCUGUAGCGGUGGCUGGUGAGAGACAUUAGACUCAUACUUUUAGGUCUGAUGAAAAAAGUGAGUUUCAUUGA
Molecule: messenger RNA, 1881 nt
Organism: Stylonychia lemnae
Lineage: Eukaryota; Ciliophora; Spirotrichea; Sporadotrichida; Oxytrichidae
Source: the annotation of a GenBank genome assembly